Molecule: messenger RNA, 225 nt
Organism: Soboliphyme baturini
Lineage: Eukaryota; Metazoa; Nematoda; Enoplea; Dioctophymatida; Soboliphymatidae
Source: the annotation of a GenBank genome assembly
AUGGCCGGCCGUCGUUGUGUACCACUGGCCCGAGCGAGCGCGACCUGCCGAAUGCGCCGCGUAGUGGCAGUUGCCGAAAUUCCGGGAUACCCAGGUUAUGAAUGGGUAAGGGCAGACGACGGUGACAGUGGAACACCUUUGCUUAUUCAACAGAACAAAUAUCGCGACGAGCAGAUGGGAACUAGGUUCGAUUCGGUUCCUUUGGUAAAUGCGUUUGGCACAUAA